CUCGUACAUGUCUUGGAAAAUGAUGCUGAGCACUUCAUCGUCUUGUUCCUCAGUAGACGCCGACGACGUUGAUGGCUCAUUUGCUGCACUUGACGGAGCAGCCGAUCUAAAGGCCUGGCUCCGGAGCGAUCCCGAGCCACCUGUAGUAUCAAGAUCAAGAUCAAGAGUCAGUGCUGAACGCAUAAACACCGCGUACUUCACCUUUGGAGCACUAGAGGUUGUGACGCACAGCCUGCCCUUCCACAGCAUACCCACAAGAAGAAAACAGAUGCCUCAGAGAACAGGAAUGGAUGGAGUUAUCAAGAGCGUUUGAAGCCAUGUGGAAUUUUCCACAUUCCAUCGGUACAUGUGAUGGGAAGCAUAUCGUGAUUCAGUGUCCUCAAAAUAGUGGUAGUACAUUCUUUAACUACAAGGGAACGUUCAGUAUUGUAUUAAUGGAAGUGGUUAACGCCAAGUACUGUUUCACUUAUGUUCACAUUGGAUGUCAAGGAAGAAUUUCAGACGGAGGUGUGUUUCGAGACACUACCUUCUGCAAAAGGUUAACUGAAAACCAGCUCUGCCUACCAUCUCCAGUGCCUCUACCAGGUAGGGAGAAGCCAUCACCUUACGUACUGGUUGCAGAUGAUGCCUUUCCAGUGCAAGUGAACAUCAUGAAUCCUUUUAGUGGCACACAUGAAAAAGGGUCACCUGAGAGAAUGUACAAUUACAGACUUAGCCGUGCUCGUAAGGUAGUAGAGAAUGCUUUUGGCUUGCUGGCAUCUGUUUUCCGAGUGUUUCGAAAGCCUAUGUUGAUAAAUGUGAAACAUGCUGAACUCGUUUCAACGGCGUGCGUGUACCUUCACAACUUCCUACAAAUGAGUGCAAUUUCUAGAUCCUUGUACUCGCCACAAGGAUCCUUUGAUAUGGAUACCCAAAAUGGAACAGUCAUUGAUGGCGCAUGGAGAGAAGUUGUAUCUGGAGACACAGGAAUGGUUGAUCUACAACGCAAACCACGAAGACCUUCGGUGAUGCUAAGGCUGUUGAAGGACUAAAACUGGAACACUGGAAGAAACGAGGACCUACAAAGCAGUAUAAAGCGUAAAAGAUCACAAGAAGAUGUGAUGUAUAGAAAUUUUUCCUAACUGGUGUCAUUCUAUGUGAAUUAUCGAACAGGAUCAUAAAUGGUAAUGGAAGCUUGUGAUUUUCGUACAAUGAAGAUUCAGCAGAAGACCUACUUCCUACUGGGAUGUGCAUUGUUCCUCUUGAUGGUCUACUGGUCUUCCCCUUAUGAGACUCAUCAUGCUUCUCUUAAAAUGGACCAACGUCCCAGCUUCGUCUUGAUCCUCACGGAUGACCAGGAUGUUGUGCUGGAAGGAAUGUGGCCCAUGCAGCACACCAAAAUGCUUGUAGCAGAACAAGGGCUCACCUUCACCAAUGCUUUUGUUGCAAGUCCCCUUUGUUGUCCGAGCAGGUCUAGCAUAUUGACAGGCCAAUAUGUCCACAAUCACUAUACCAUCAACAACUCUUUGAGUGGACAAUGCAAUGGACAACACUGGAGGGAUGGUCCAGAAAAGAAGACAUUUGCUGCUCACCUGCACUUUGCUGGAUACCAAACCUUCUAUGCUGGCAAGUAUCUCAACCAAUAUGGGCAUACUGCAGCAGGGGGUCUCAGUCAUGUGCCACCUGGUUGGGAUUGGUGGCUUGGGCUGAAGGGCAACUCACGGUACUACAAUUACUCUCUUUCUGUGAAUGGGUCAAAGGAAACCCAUGAUUCUCACCCAGAUAAGGACUACCUCACGAAAGUUAUCUGGCAGUAUGCUCUGGAUUUUUUGGCCCAGCUUUCAACUCAUCCCUUUCUUAUAGUACUGGCACCUCCAGCUCCCCAUGCUCCUUUCAUCCCAGAACCAAAGUAUGCCACUAAUUUCUCUUCCCUUAAGGCACCUCGGACUCCUAAUUUUAAUGUGAAGGUGACCAAGGAAAAACACUGGUUGCUGCGACAAGGAAAACAAAUCUUACCAGAUGAAGUAGUUGUGAAAAUAGACAGAGUGUUCCAAUCUCGAUUAUGCACACUCUUAACAGUAGAUGACAUGGUGAAAGAUGUGGUAGAGAAACUGAAAGCUCUUAGUCGUUUGGACAAUACUUUUGUCAUCUUCACUUCUGACAAUGGCUAUCACCUUGGCCAAUUUUCUCAGCCAUUAGAUAAGCGAGAACCUUAUGAAACAGAUAUACGAGUGCCUCUUGUAAUGCGUGGUCCUGAUCUUCCUAAAGGUCAUAUCCUUUCCUACCCUACGACCAAUAUUGAUUUAGCCCCAACACUCCUGGACUUAGCUAGUGUGCCUAUCCCAAAUUAUAUGGAUGGUACUUCACUGAAAUCUGUCCUUACAAACUCAAUGGCUAAUUAUGACCGAACUCAGAAUGAGGUCAGGAAGAUGGGCAGACAUAACCCCAAGCAGUUGCGACGAACAGUCCUAGUGGAGCACAAUGGAGAGGGUACUGUAAAGCAUCCAGGCUGUGAGAACCUUUCAUCAGGUGUCAGUGGCUGCAACCCAGACUUUGCUUGCAAAUGUGAGGACUCUUGGAACAACACCUAUGCUUGUUUGCGUCAGCUGAGCUCUCAUGAAGAUCGCCUUUUCUGUCAGUGGGCUGAUGAUGAAGAUUUUGAGGAAGUUUAUGACUUGACUAGGGAUCCUUGGCAGUUAAAUAAUACUAUUGCCUAUCUUCCUCCAGGUCUUCAUAAAAAGCUUCACAACCUUCUUCAUAAUCUCCAGCAUUGUCAAGGCCUACGUUGCUCAGAUUUAGCUGGCUUUGUGGUGUAGAUAAAUUGUUAUAAAUA
Messenger RNA from Portunus trituberculatus (swimming crab), 2812 nucleotides. RefSeq names its product N-acetylglucosamine-6-sulfatase-like. NCBI's taxonomy places the organism in Eukaryota, Metazoa, Arthropoda, Malacostraca, Decapoda, Portunidae. The transcript is spliced from 8 exons. Gene Ontology annotation, molecular function: glycosaminoglycan binding; N-acetylglucosamine-6-sulfatase activity. Gene Ontology annotation, biological process: glycosaminoglycan metabolic process. Bases 1161 to 2795 code for a protein of 544 amino acids. The record is from RefSeq and is a predicted model, not a curated record.